Messenger RNA from Leptinotarsa decemlineata (Colorado potato beetle), 4003 nucleotides. RefSeq names its product Structural maintenance of chromosomes 1 (gene SMC1). Gene Ontology annotation, biological process: sister chromatid cohesion. Gene Ontology annotation, cellular component: chromosome; nucleus; cohesin complex. NCBI's taxonomy places the organism in Eukaryota, Metazoa, Arthropoda, Insecta, Coleoptera, Chrysomelidae. Gene Ontology annotation, molecular function: DNA binding; ATP binding; ATP hydrolysis activity. The record is from RefSeq and is a predicted model, not a curated record.
CCGCAAUUGUUGAUAUUGGCGGUUGGCGUUGGUGUUCUAUAUUUUUGUAGAAGGCUUUUUCAUUUUUGAGUAAUCAAAUGAUAGUGAAAAAUUAAGGAUAAACUCACCACAAUGUCUGCAAGACUGAAACACAUAGAAGUGGAAAACUUCAAAUCUUAUCGAGGCCGUAAAAUAAUCGGUCCUCUGAAACCCUUCAAUGCCGUUAUUGGUCCAAAUGGAUCAGGAAAGUCGAAUUUCAUGGAUGCCAUAAGUUUCGUUAUGGGUGAAAAGACCCAAAGUUUGCGGGUGAAGAGGUUGAGUGAUCUUAUUCAUGGAGCUGCCAUCAGUAGACCUGUUUCAAGAAGUGCUUCUGUUGCUGCGGUGUUUUUGCUUGAUGAUGGGAAAGAAAUUGCAUUCCAACGUUCUGUACAAGGGUCUUCUUCUGAGUAUAGAAUCAAUGGAAACGUUGUGUCCACCAAUGAAUAUCUCUCAGAACUGGAAAAAUUGAAGAUAAAUGUUAAAGCAAAAAAUUUUUUGGUUUUUCAAGGUGCAGUUGAAUCUGUUGCAAUGAAAAAUCCAAAAGAAAUGACAGCUCUUUUUGAAGAAAUCAGUGGAUCUGGAGCACUGAAAGAAGAAUAUGUGAGGCUGCAGCAAGAGAUGCAGAAAGCUCAAGAAGAAAUAAAUUUUGCCUAUCAAAAGAAGAAAGGAAUAAAUGCCGAAAAAAAAGAAGCUAGGCUUGAAAAAGAGGAAGCAGAUAAAUAUGCUAGACUAAAGGAUGAUUUGAAUGACAAACUAGUUGAACAUCAGUUAUUCAAACUAUUCCAUAAUGAAAGAGAAAUGAAAAACCUUGAACAAGACCUAAAAUCUAAACAAAAGGAAGUUGAUAAGAUAGAGAAGAAAAAAGAAAAACUUGAAGACACCCUAAAAGAAAAAAAGAAAGAGCACGGAAAGUACAAUAGAGAACUUGCCAAAAUAGAACAGGAUAUACGUGAGGUUGAGGUGGAGAUCUCCAAAAAAAAACCCCAGUUCAUCAAAGCCAAGGAGAGAGUUACUCAUAUGCAAAAAAAACUAGAUGGGGCAAUAAAGACUCUUGAACAGGCCAGAAAAGCUCAUGAAGCUCAUAUGAAUGACAUUAAAAAACUUGAGGAUGAAUUGGCUAGUGUUGAGGAUAAGAAGAAAGAUUAUGAAGCGAAGAUAGCUGGGGAGUCUCAGAGUCAAGGAAAAGAUGUUCAAUUAGAGGAUGCUCAGGUGAGAGAAUAUCAUAGACUGAAAGAAGAAGCAGCCAAACGAUCUGCUAGAUACAUGCAAGAACUGGACUCCGUUAAUAGGGAGCAAAAAGCAGACCAAGAUCGUUUGGAUAAUGUAUCUAGAAUGAGAACAGAUGCUGAAAACAAGCAUAGGCAGAAGCUUCACGAGAAAGAGGAAAUGGAGAAGCGAAUUGAGAAAUUAGCCGAGCACAUAAAAUCAAGUGAACAGGCUCUUCAAGAUCAAAGACAAUUGAGGGAAGAUUUGCAGUCUGAUGUUGGUUCUUCCAAGCACCGUGUCCAUGAAAUUCAAAAACAAUUGGAUGAUGUUGCAGAGCAACUGGGAGAUGCUAGAACUGAUAAGCACGAAGAUGCCAGAAGAAAGAAAAAACAAGAGAUAGUUGAGAGAUUCAAGAGUAAUUAUCCCGGAGUUUACGAUAGAAUGAUCAACAUGUGUCAUCCAAUCCACAAACGGUAUAAUGUAGCCAUUACCAAAAACCUUGGAAAGUAUAUGGAUGCCAUUGUUGUCGACACUGAACACACUGGAAGGCAGUGCAUUAAAUAUCUCAAAGAACAAAUGCUGGAGCCUGAAACCUUCCUACCUCUUGAUUAUCUUCAGGUAAAACCAGUCAAGGAGAGGUUAAGAAGCAUAACUGAACCUAAGGGUGUGAAAUUAAUAUUCGAUGUACUUCAAUUUGAGCCCCAAGCCAUAGCAAAAGCAGUGAUGUUUGCUACAAAUAAUGCCUUAGUUUGUGAAACCCCUGAAGAUGCCAUGAAAGUUGCAUAUGAACUUGGUGGUAGAUUAGAUGCAGUUGCUUUAGAUGGAACAUACUACCAGAAAUCUGGAAUUAUUUCUGGUGGUAGUCUGGAUCUUGCCAGGAAAGCCAAAAGAUGGGACGAAAAACAUAUGGCUCAGCUCAAAGCUCAAAAGGAAAAAUUAACUGACGAACUAAGAGAAUCAAUGAAAAAAUCUCGAAAGGAAUCUGAACUAAAUACGGUUGAUUCCCAAAUAAGAGGUUUGGAAACCAGGUUGAGAUAUGCUAAAACUGAUAUGGAAAGUACUAAAAAACAAAUAAACAUAGUAGAGCGUGAGUUAGGUCGCCUCAAUGAAGAUAUGAAAAAGUAUGGACCUCAAAUCGAGCUCAUAGAAAAAAGCAUGCAAACACGUGAACAACAAAUUGAAGAGAUCAAGUUAAAAAUGAACUGCCUUGAGGAUGAUGUUUUCUCUGACUUUUGCAGAGAAAUUGGAGUUCGUAACAUAAGACAGUAUGAAGACAGAGAACUUCGGGCUCAAGAAGAAAGGAAGAAGAAGAGACUGGAAUUUGAAAAACAAAUUAAUAGAAUUUCCAGUAAUUUGGAUUUUGAACGAAGCCGAGAUACUCAAAACAAUGUGAGUCGUUGGGAACGCACUGUCAAUGAUGAGGAGGAAAAACUGGAAACAUGCAAGAAACAGGAGUCAAAACAGAGAGAUGAAAUCGACAAAGAUUUGCAGCAAGUAGAGCAGUUGAAAGCUUUGAAAUUGAACAAGAAACAGGAAGUAGAAGCUGCUGAAGAAGAAGUUGGCAAAGCCCGAAGAGAAGUUGGAUCUGUUGCAAAGGAUGUGCAGGCUGCUCAGAAAUCAACGGUUUCCCUUGAAGGCAAGAUUGAGAGUAAGAAAAGUGAAAGGCAUACUAUUCUUAUGCAGUGCAAGAUGGAUGAUAUAGCCAUACCUAUGAUAGUUGGUAAUAUGGAAGAUAUUGCUGCAGGUGACCCUUCCCAAUCUUCUUCGGGAGCAGAUACUAAUAGCACCAUUCAUCAGUAUGAAAAAGAGGCAAGAAUAAAAAUUGAUUAUGAAAGUUUAUCAGAUAAUCUGAAAGAUCUCGAAGAAAAAGAUGAAAUCAAAAAGAUGGCUGACAAGCUCAUGAAAUCCAUUCAUAACCUACAAGACACACUCACCAAGAUUCAGGCACCUAACAUGAAAGCCAUAGAAAAACUUCAGUUGGCUUGUGGAAAAUUACAAUCCACCAAUGAAGAAUUCCAAAAACUCCAGAAGCAGAACAAUAAAUCAAAGGCUGCUUUCGAAAGAAUCAAACAACAAAGAUAUGAGCGCUUUACAAAAUGUUUUGAUCACGUUUCUAAUGAAAUUGACAACAUAUACAAGGCAUUGGCUCAAAAUCAGUCUGCUCAGGCAUUCUUGGGUGCCGAAAAUCCCGAAGAACCCUAUUUGGAUGGAAUAAACUACAACUGUGUAGCUCCAGGAAAACGUUUCCAGCCAAUGUCUAAUUUGUCAGGAGGGGAAAAGACUGUAGCUGCACUAGCUUUACUGUUUGCCAUCCACAGUUAUCAACCUGCUCCAUUUUUUGUGCUGGACGAGGUGGAUGCAGCUUUAGAUAACACAAAUAUUGGCAAAGUGGCGAAAUAUAUCAGAGAGAAGACAGAGUCUUUACAAACAAUUGUUAUUUCUUUAAAAGAGGAGUUUUAUUCACAUGCCGAUGCACUAAUAGGGAUUUGCCCUGAGAUAAAGCCUGCUGACUGCCUCAUUAGUCAAGUACUCACUUUCGAUUUGACCAACUAUGAACAAUUUUAACCAGGAAAAAAGAAAACUUUGUUUUGUAUAAAAUAAUGUUUUUCGAACAUAUUCCUAAGGAUAUUGUUUUUUUCUUUAAAGGUUAUUCUAUAUUUUGUAGUUUUAUGUAUGAGUAUUUGAAAUCAAAUGUAAAUUUUUCAUUAAUGUUAAAUAAAUGUUUUGUAUUUUUUCAUAUCGACCAGGUUCGGGGUGAAUUAAAUUGGUUCUGGAAUAA